GUUAUGCACUUCUAUAUUCUCAGUUCAGAUUUUAGAAUUUGUUUUCAGAUUCCCAUAAUCACAUUUCAUAAGUCACAAAUUAUGCCUAGGAGAGAACAUUUUUAUAUUUCCAAUUUCAGAUGAAAAAACUUAUUUGUGUGUUUGAAUCUUUUGGUUUUGCUUGUAUAUGUAAAAAGUUAGUUUAUUCACAGUGAUAUUUGACACAUUGUGCAUAUGUUUGAUUAGUAUCUUUUAAAUUCGUACCUUCUUUCAAACUUUCUUUUUUUAGAUUUAUAAGUAUGUUUGUUUAACUAUCAUUUUAUUUCACAAUCAUUUUCUAGUUUGCACCAGUUUAGAUAGGUCAAGCCAAAGCUGAGGGUAUUUUCUCUAUUAUCUUCAAGAAGAAACAACCUUAUGAGAGGUUCAGCCGCAGAUUGCACUAGCUCCUACAGCGGUGAUGCAUGGUCCCGUCUGACCACUAAUCUGGCUAAUAUGUCGAAGGGACGCAUUAUUUCUCUCAAGGCCAAAUUGGCGAAGAACCCACGUGGUACACGCUCGAUUGAUGCGUUCUUUGCAGAUAUGACCAAAAUUGCUGCAGAUCUUGCUUUGGCUGGUAGCCCUGUUUACGAUGAUGAUCUCGUGGUGCACAUCAUGACUCAACUCGGGGAUGAUUAUGCAUCCCUCUAUCAAUCACUACGUGGCCGAGGAGUUUGUGCUUCCUUGGAUGAAUUGUUGACAAUUUUGCAGGACAGUGAACGUGAGCUCCGAGAUCGGGUGGCUACGACGGAUGGGUUGAUAGCCACUGCCAACAACACUCAACGCCAUUCUCGUGGUGGUUUUUCUUACCGUGGUGGUGGCUCUUUUCACGGUCGUGUUGGCAAUCGUGGUGGUGGUCGUUCCAAUUCACAUGGUUCCACUGGCAAUAAUCGUUCCACUCGUUAUUGUCGGUUCUGUGAGUAUCCUGGCCAUGACACUAGGUUCUGUCGUAAGCUCCAACGGUUUUUGAUGGACAACAAUUGUUCUUUUGGAGAAAAAUCCUUGUCAGCAGCCACUGCCAAUUUGACGAUUUCUCCUGGUGGCACCAGCAAGGCUCCUCCACAAUGGAGAUUUCCUUUGUCUUCUGCCCCAAGCUCCCACGUCCCUGAGGCUUCAGCCGGCAGUCCCAUGUCUUCCUCGUCUUCCCCGUCUCUAGCAUCUUCUUCCCAGUCCUCCUCUGCCGUGUCUUCUUCUUCCUCUGUUGUUCGUCCUCCCCGACCAAUUCAUGAGAAAAAGUUGAACACCCGUUACUUUAAUGACAAAUUUAUUAGUCAUGUUGCUGUUGCAGAACCUCUUACUUACAUGCAGGCACGGACUGAUCCCAAGUGGAGAGAGGCUAUGGAUGCCGAAUAUUUGGCCCUUAUGCAUAAUCAAACGUGGGAGCUUGUCCCUCGAGGCUCCAACUGUCCAAUUCAAUCGGCCCAGCCCCUGUCCCACGACAAUAUAUGUAUGCACUAUGAUGGGGAGCGAAAGCAAUAUUGGGUUCGAGGGAAAGCAGAGAGAGGAUUCAGAAGUUCAAUGGCUUUUGAGCUAGAGAUUAAUGGAGGCGGAGACCACGGGAGCAUUAUGUGUGACUCCUCAACCACCGUGUCCGCCGCCGCCUUCUUCCCCGUGCAACACCCAACUGAGCCUCUUGAAGAAGACCGCCCCAUCCUCUGUCCAAUCCCAUACUCUUCUCUCUUAAAGGUGAAUGGGAUGCAAGAAGGGAGGUUUUCCGCGGAAAUUCCCCGGAGGAGGCCGGAACAUUCUUCAGCACUACCUCCGAGGAAGAGCGGAGGGAUACUGGAGGUGACGAUGGAGCCGCCGGUCAGGGCGGUGCGAAAGCGGCACCACCCGCUAGGGCAAGGGUACAGGGCGGCCGCGGUGGCCGUUCCUGUGUGGAGGGCACCGCCGCAAAACCCGACCAUGUCCCAGAUGGGGAAGCUAUGGGACAGAGCCGUCGGGGCUCUGAAGGACCAAAACAGCGCAUUGGUUGCGACCCUGUCGAGGAGGACGGCGCUGAGGAACCCGGAGGUGGAGGCGGCGGUGAUCCGAGCCACCAGCCACAACGCCGCCGCCUUCGAUUACGCGAGCGUCGAGAAAGUGUACGGGUGGAUCCGGGCGUCGCCCAACGUCUUUAAGCCUUUGGUCUGGUCGAUUUCCCGGCGGAUGGAGAAAACGAGGAAUUGGGUGGUGGCGCUCAAAGGCUUGAUGCUUAUGCACGGCGUUUUCUGCUCCAAGAUCCCCGCCGUCCGCCGGAUUGGCCGCUUGCCCUUCGACCUCUCCAAUUUCAGGGACGCCCGUUCCCAUUCCGGGAAGAUGUGGGCCCACAACGACUUCAUCCGCGCUUAUUUUGCCUUCCUCGAUCACAAAUCCGCCCUACUCUUCCUACACCCAAAGGAACAAACAUUUACCUUGACGCCAAUAAUGCAAGCCCUAGAGACGUUGCAAAAGAUGCAAGACUUGCUUGAUAAGACGCUAAAGAUCAAGCCGCAUUCCCACGCCACCGUCGUGCCCCUCUUCAUUGAAGCCAUGGACUGCGUUGUGGUAGAGAUUUUCGAUCUCCACAUCCGCAUACGCAGUGGAAUUGCCAAAAUCCUACCCAAAAUCCGAUCCGCAGGUAAGGCUGAGGCAGAAGUGGCGCUCAAAGUCACAUCUAGACUGAGGACCCAAACCCAAGAGCUCAAUGACCACUUCGAGUUGUGCUAUGAACUCGGCGUAACCAAUGCCUCAAAACCUCCCGCAGAGAAUGCAAUUACUAAAGAUCAAAUUCAAGAACUUGAGGACAUAGUCAACAGUGAUUGUUCCCCAGAUAAAAUGGAAAUCCUACGACAUGUGGCAAGAAUAUAUAAUAUUCUUUUCCAAGAUGAAACGACACGGAAUGGCAUGCACAAAGGAGAAGGUAGUGAAGCACGUGCUUCCGUGUUUGCCGUAAAGAAUAAGAUGGAGGUCAAGAAGCUUGUGUGCUCUCACUGUGGGAAAAUAGGACAUGACAUUGAGGCGUGCUACAAGCUGAUUGGGUACCCAGAGGGAUGGGUGUUCUGUGAUCAGGCCGGAAGAGGAAGAGGAAACGGCCGGGAAAGGGGCCAUUGGACUGCACGAGGCGGCGGACGGUCGACCGUGGCAGCUGGACGGUCGAAUGUUAUGGGCGGACGAGGGGAAGUCCAUGCUAUCCAAGGAGAAGAAAAAGGACCAUCUCCGCUUCCAAACAUUGAGGAUUUAACGCCUGAAUAGUGGAAUGUUGUUCGUCAUGCCCUCUCGCUCUCCCCUAUAGACAACUCACCGAAACUCUGAGCCAAAACCCAGAAUCUUCUGAGAGGACUAAUAGUUGAUUAUCACUUGUUGACAAUCGAUUAUCUGGGUUACCGUUGUCCUCCAACGGAUAGAAUUUUAAAUUUUUGGACAGGGAAUCUUUGGAUAAUCGAUUAUCAAGCUUUGACAAUCGACUAUCACCCUGUGUCUCUGAAAAAUUUGUCUUCAUCCUGUUGGAAACUCUAGCAACGGGUUUAUCCCAUUUUAAACUAUAAAAUGGCACCCAAAUC
Cuscuta campestris is the source of this 3536-nucleotide messenger RNA. NCBI's taxonomy places the organism in Eukaryota, Viridiplantae, Streptophyta, Magnoliopsida, Solanales, Convolvulaceae. The record is from the annotation of a GenBank genome assembly.